This is a messenger RNA of Fusarium tjaetaba, 837 nucleotides long. RefSeq lists its product as uncharacterized. The transcript has 2 exons. The record is from RefSeq and is a predicted model, not a curated record. The coding region runs from base 1 to 837 and encodes 278 amino acids. NCBI's taxonomy places the organism in Eukaryota, Fungi, Ascomycota, Sordariomycetes, Hypocreales, Nectriaceae.
AUGGCUCCGGUCCGACGAUAUCUGAGGAUAUCCAAGUACUCGGUCCUUGAGUGCCGGAUUUAUUUGGAUAACCCUGCAUUGGCCCAAUCAUGGCUUCUGAAUCCUCGAAAUCCAGUAUUACCCAAGGUCAUCGAGGCAAUCCGUCCUUUGGUGCUUCCGAAGCUGCGUGAAGAGAAGGAAAGGAUAAGAAAGAAGAGCAAGAAGAAGAGCAUCAAAGACGUCAUAGUAUCAGACGAGUUUGAGGUCUCCAUCUUCUUGACAGAGACGAGCACGAGACAUUCUCUCCUUUACAAGACCAAACAUUUCAGGGACAAGCUACCACCGAAACUCGAGUCCAACUCGUCCAAACUCAUCGGUGAGACAGAUAGUGUUCCCGUGGACGUUGAGGAUGAAUAUCGUGCACCUGUCUUGCAAGAAGAAGACGAUGAUGAGGUGAGACUCGCCGAUAUCCCCGUUGCCGAAACAAAAGCACGGCGGAGUAAGCGCCAAAGAGGAAUACAGGGCCCGGAGCAAAAUAGCAACGAUGAGGCAUUUGAAGAUGAUGAAACAGCCUCGGCCGUCGAAAUCGGUUCUGAUACGGAGGCACCCCCACACAAGAGGCACAGAGCCCGGACGAACGACGGCCUUGAUGGAAACGAAGACAAGAAGAAGCUAGCUAUGGACGUCUCAUAUGAGGGAUUUGCAAUAUACGGUCAGGUGCUGUGCCUUGUGGUCAAGAAAAGAGCAAACGCUGCAGCUAGCAGUGGUGGGGGUGGGAAAGCCCGGCCAGAAGGCCAGGCCACGAUGGAGAAUUGGAUUUCUUCUACGCAAGUGCCUGUUGGGGAGGACAUUCCAUAA